AUGGUGUGGGAGAGGUUAUUGCGCAUUGGUGUGUCUCGGUCAUCUCCUUGGUUUACUGUGGGUGAUUUCAAUGAGCUAACUGGCAACCAUGAGAAGCGGGGAGGAAAGCUUCGCCACCCCUCUUCAUUUCUUGCUUUUAAUGGGAUGAUUCAAGAUUGCGGUUUUUUGGAUUUUCCAUAUCUAGGCGAUUGUCUAUCUUGGCGAGGCUGGCGGGACAAAAAACCAAUCCGUUCUCGGUUGGAUAGAGCCCUGGGUAAUGAAGAUUGGCAUGAAUUGUUUCCAGACACGGUCCUCGAAUAUUUACCUAUGAUUGCAUCUGAUCACAAGCCCAUUGUGGUGAAUAUAGGGGCUAAAAGGCCACGGGGAAAGAGACGUUUUACGUUUGACCCCCGGUGGAUUGGGAAGGAUGGAUUGAUGGAGGCAAUUGAGGCAGGAUGGGUGGGGGGAUCUCCUCAGAUUUCACCUAAUUUUAUGGACAAAAUUGUAAAUUGUCGCCGGGCUAUUUCUCAAUGGCGUAAGAACCAAGUUCCUUUUGGUAGGGACACAAUUGAGGACCUAAAGAGCCAGCUGUCUGUCGCACAGGCUGAUGAUGCCACUCCCCUUUCGGUUAUCACAGAUUUAAAUGCACGAUUGUGGGAAGCCUAUAAAGAUGAAGAGGUAUAUUGGUAUUUGAAGAGUCGUAAUAAGUGGAUGCAGAUGGGGGAUCAGAAUUCAAGGUAUUUUCAUGCUCUGACUAAGCAGAGACGGGCCCGCAAUCGGAUUACAUGUCUUUUUGAUAAAAAUGAGAUCUGGUCUACGGAGGAUGUUGAUAUCUGCAAUAUCGCAGUCUCGUAUUUUGCUGAUUUAUUUACUACGUUGCAUCCGACCAAUUUUGAUGAGGUCUUAGGUGAGGUACGCCCGGUCAUUACAGCUGAGGCCAAUGCCCAGUUAACGGCCCCGGUCACAGAAUUAGAGGUCCGUGCAGCUCUAUUUAUGAUGCAUCCGGACAAGGCCCCGGGCCCGGACGGGAUGACCGCCUUGUUUUACCAAAAAGCAUGGCAGAUUGUCAAAGGAGACCUUGUUUCACUGGUUAAUGGUUUUUUCGAAGAGGGAGUUUUUGAUAGAGGUUUAAACACUACACACAUUUGUCUCAUCCCAAAAGUGGCUAAGCCAACUCGGAUGACGGAGCUGCGUCCAAUUAGUUUGUGUAAUGUGGGAUAUAAGAUCAUCUCAAAGAUCAUGUGUCAACGGCUAAAGAAGUUUUUACCGGACCUUAUUUCGGAAACACAAUCGGCUUUCGUCCCAGGUCGUCUUAUCUCGGAUAACAUCCUCAUUGCCCAGGAAAUGUUUCACGGCUUACGGACUAAUCCGUCUUGCAAAGGGAAGUUCAUGACAAUUAAGACGGACAUGAGCAAGGCAUAUGACCGAGUGGAGUGGGUGUUUAUUGAAAAAUUACUCUACAAGAUGGGUUUUGAUGAAAAAUGGAUUAGAUGGAUUAUGUUUUGUGUUAGUUCCGUUGAGUACAAAGUUCUUCUGAAUGGUCAACCGAAUGGUCUGAUUAUUCCGGAAAGAGGCUUAAGACAAGGGGACCCGCUAUCUCCUUAUUUAUUUAUUUUAUGCACGGAGGUUUUAAUUGCCAAUAUUCGGAAGGCGGAGGUAGAUAAAUUAAUUACAGGGAUUAAGGUGGCCAACCAAUGCCCUCCGAUCACACAUCUUUUAUUUGCGGAUGAUAGUCUAUUCUUUUGUAAGGUCGCAAAAGAUCAAUGUGAGGUCAUUUUGAAAAUUUUACGGAACUAUGAGGCUGUCUCGGGUCAGCAAAUUAAUUUUGCGAAGUCCUCUGUCCAGUUUGGUCAUAAGGUUGCGGAACAGACUAAAAUGGAGAUUCAAGGAAUUCUUGGCAUAACAACUCAGGGUGGCAUGGGCUCGUACCUGGGACUACCUGAGAGCUUAGGAGGGUCUAAGACAAAGGUUUUUUCGUUUGUCCGGGAACGAUUGCAGGGUCGUACGACUGGUUGGUCGGCGAAACUACUCUCUAAAGGGGGGAAGGAGGUUAUGGUCAAAUCGAUUGCUACUGCGGUCCCGACGUUUGUUAUGUCUUGUUUUCGGCUACCGAAGACGAUUACAUCCAAACUUACCAGUGCAGUGGCAAAUUUUUGGUGGAGUUCGGAUGGUAGGACGGGUGGUAUGCACUGGCUAGCCUGGGACAAGCUAUGUUGCACCAAGCAGAUGGGCGGUCUAGGUUUUCGGAAUGUUGAUGAUUUCAACUCGGCUUUGUUGGCAAAACAAUUAUGGAGACUUAUUGAAUUUCCUGAUUCACUGUUUGCCAGGGUUUUUAAAGGUAGGUAUUAUAGGAAUUCGAAUCCCAUGGAACCGAUUCGUUCUUACUCCCCUUCUUAUGGAUGGCGGAGUAUAGUUUCAGCUUGCUCUCUGGUACAAAAAGGGCUUAUUAUACGGGUUGGUUCGGGAGAAUCCAUUUCAAUAUGGACUGAUCCCUGGAUACUAGCUCAAUUCCCGAGACCAGCUAUCAGCAAGGGCCCGUUUAAGGACCCUUCUCUUAAAAUUUCACACUUAAUUGAUUGUCGGACGCGUUUGUGGCGGAUGGAUGUGCUCUCUGAGCACUUUGAUCCAGUGGAUGUUGAGUUGAUAGGUGCAUUACCUUUAGGAAGCUGCCCCAAGGAUGAUACCCUUGGUUGGCAUUUUACGAAAAAUGGGAGGUAUACAGUUAAGUCUGGUUAUCAUGCGGCGCGAUUGACGACUCAAGGGCCUUUUAAAGCGCCUGGGGUUGGGCCAGAAAUAACCUCUCUUCUAGCUAGUGUUUGGAAUGUUCGCUGCCCACCAAAAAUACAACAUUUUAUGUGGCAAGCUUUGUCUGGGUGUAUGCCGGUUUCACGGAAUUUGCGGCGACGUGGCAUUGCAUGUGAUUUGGGAUGCUCCCGUUGUGGUGCUGAGGAGGAAACAGUAAACCAUGUUUUGUUUCUCUGUCCACCGGCGCGCCAGGUGUGGGCCUUGUCCCAGGUACCGGUAGGAUCGAAUUGUUUUCCAGUGGAGUCUGUUUUUGCAAAUAUGGAUCAUUUUCUGGAUCCCAAAAGCCCGGGUUCUCAUGUGGCCGCAUUCCCGUGGAUUUUGUGGUUUUUAUGGAAGGCGCGUAAUGCAAAGGUUUUUGACAAUAUUACAGAGCGCCCAGAGGAGACUGUCCGGAUAGCUGAAGGUGAGGCUUUGUCCUGGCUUAAGGCUCAGGAGGAGGGUGAAGAUGGGGUUACACUUGUCCAGUCAAGGGUUGCGGAAUCUCGCCCACAGAGACCAAACGGCUCUCUACCUUUGCUUUUUACAGGAUAUCGCUGUUUCGUCGAUGGUUCUUGGAAGUCGGAUGAUCGGUUCGCAGGAGCGGGGUGGUUCUGCACUCAGUCCCAGGAUCAAAGGCCAAACAGGGGAGCUACUAACUUUCGGCGAAGUCUCUCCCCCUUACAUGCAGAAGUGGAAGCUUUCAUUUGGGCGAUGCGUUGCAUGAUCGGACAUGACUAUCGUGAGGUGGCUUUCUACUCAGACUGUGCAGAUUUGGUGAAGAUGGUGUCUUCGCCACUUGAUUGGCCGGCGUUCUCAACUUACCUAGAUGAUAUACGGAUGGACAGGGAGGAGUUCACUUCUUUCUCUUUAUCUUAUAUUCCCAGAAAUGCAAAUUCAAAAGCGGAUACUCUGGCACGCUAUGCGCGCACAUCUCCGCACAAUGUUUUAGUUAUAUAA
This is a messenger RNA of Camelina sativa (false flax), 3720 nucleotides long. RefSeq lists its product as uncharacterized. The record is from RefSeq and is a predicted model, not a curated record. NCBI's taxonomy places the organism in Eukaryota, Viridiplantae, Streptophyta, Magnoliopsida, Brassicales, Brassicaceae. Gene Ontology annotation, molecular function: nucleic acid binding; RNA-DNA hybrid ribonuclease activity.